GCGCCUCUGUUAUAGUGCUGAGGUCACUGACAUUCACCGGUGCGUUUCAGCUUUAACAUAACGUAACACAGAGAUCAGAUGGCCUGCCCGACGGUGUCGAGGAAACAUGUACCGGAGGACAUGACAGUAGGAUUUAUAGGAGCCGGCCGAAUGGCCCAGGCCAUGGUCAAGGGCUUUAUAUCCACAGGCAUCUUGAAGGCAUCUAACAUUGUCGCCAGUGACCCGGACCCAAGAUGUCUAGAAUUUAUCCAGAGUAUGGGCAUCAAGGUUACGGACGAUAAUCUGAAGGUCGUUGCCGACAGUCAGCUGGUGGUAUUGGCGGUCAAACCUCACAUCAUCACUCCCGUACUUAAACAGGUCUCGUCCUCCUUUUCUCGAGACAAACUCAUGGUGUCCAUAGCUGCUGGAAUCACCCUGUCCACACUGGAAGAGAAUCUCCUUCCGGCCUCACGUGUUGUCCGCGUGAUGCCCAACACUCCCGCAUUGGUCCAGGCUGGGGCGUCAGUGCUCGCCCCCGGGUCGGCCGUCCUGUCAGGGGAUCCGGAACUUGUGUCGGAACUGCUGAGCUGUAUUGGGAUCUGUGAGUCGAGUACUGAGGGACUUCUAGACGCUGUGACGGGACUUAGUGGUAGUGGACCCGCCUACGCGUUCGUUGCAAUUGAGGCCCUGGCUGACGGUGGCGUCAAGAUGGGACUUCCUAGGGACAUGGCGCUGAAACUAGCAGCCCAAACACUUCUGGGUGCUGCAAAAAUGGUCCUAGAAACAGGCAAAAAUCCUGGACAGUUGAAGGACGAGGUUUGCUCGCCAGGUGGCACCACAAUCGCUGCAAUGCACAAACUGGAAAAGGGUUGUUUUCGAGGGACACUCAUGGACGCUGUUGAAGCCGCAACAUUAAAAGCAAAGGAACUUGGGGCUAAAAAGUGAAAAUUGUGAACUUGGAGUGAUAUGGAUUAUGCAUUGUUCUCGGUUAAAUCCAUCUAAUAAUUCUUAUUGUGGACCAAAUCAUGCAAUGACGUCACCAAGUUAAAGAUGAAAUGAUGUAGACAAAUGUGUGUGUAUAAGCAGCGCAAUAGAUUAGAAAUCCAUCACAUAUGUUGAAUAAGCUGAUUACUUCAAGUAUUUACAGUUAAUUAUCCGACGGUGUGAUAAUACACCGACAUAAAUUCCUAAACCAGUUUUAAAAUUAAGUCAUCAGAAUUAUUCUGGAGUUUCUAGAAACAGGAGGUUGUAGCUCUGUGUUUGUCUGGCCAAUGAGCAGUCAUAUUUUAAUCACACCUCUGUCAUCCUCGAAACUCAAUGGCAAUCGGGAACCUUCGGCACUUUCCGUAAACGAGAAAAAUACUAUACUAAAGUAUUCUCGUUUACGGAAAGUGCCGAUGGUUCCCGAUUGACGCAAGGGGUCACGCUUACGCUCUCUGGGCGAAAGGUAACGCUACCCCUGGAGUAUAUCUAACCUCAGUGACUGGUUCCGACCACAAGGACUCGAGACAUUGUUAUAGUUGGUAUGUUUGGACCAUGACAUACCCUGUUGUGAAGGUUGUAAUAUUGGACGUUUUAAUGGUUAACAUAAACAAAGUUUGACGAAGGGUUGAUCUAAACCCCUAAAAUAUCUAAUAUUACUCUUUACACACCGGGAUAGGUAAAACCAUACCAACUGUAACAAAUCCUCAGGUCCCUGUGGUUCCGAUCCGAUGGCUAUAUGGGCAUUGAUUGUAACCGGAAAUAGAUGUACAGGUGAAUUAGUGUACUGUGAUGUCCUCCUUGUAUGAAAGUUGAUGUAAGUAUUUGUUAUAAAUGUUCGCUUAGCAACUCUCUUAACUAAUCGUGUGGGUUUUUUUUAAAUAUUGUCCGCCUGUUAUUUGUAAGUACUGCAAAAGUGGAAAUUCUCGCGUGUGAAAUGUUCGCUAAGCGACUAUCUAAAUUAAUCGCGGUGUGGAUUUUUAUUUUUUAAAUAUUGGCCCAACUGUUAUUUGUAAGUACUGCAAAAGUGGCAAUUCUCGCGUGUUGUAAUGUUCAAUUAGUGCCUCAAAACUAAUCGCGAUGUGGACAUUUUGCGUUUGCAAUGUUUCUGUAAACUAUAUAUCAAUAAUCUAAUCAAUUAACAUUUUGCUUGUGAAACUUUUCGCACAAAUUUACUCAACGCGAAAAACACGAGAAUGUAUACACCACGAAAAAUUCCACAUUUUCAGUAUACAAAACAAUAUGGAAUAUUGUGCAAUUUAUGCUUGAUUUUUGUGCUCAUAAACAGUGUGUGCAAGGAUCAUUUGAUGUGUUUUUCAGAAAUAUCGUUAUUUCCUGCAAAAACUUUCUCGGGAAUUCUGAUACCACGAGAUGAGACAUAAGGGAGAGAGAGUAUUUCCAUACAUAGAAGGCAUUGCUCGUAGAAAUUCUCUUUUAACUCAUCCAUCCCUGAAAGUUCAUAAUGAACUAUUCCAACGUUUCAUUUGGAAGAGUUCAAAUGUGUCUCCAUGGGUGGAUGAGUUAAUGUGAAGGUCUAAACCUGAGGGGUGAUAUUCUUAAUUGUCUAACCCGUGUCUGUUAAGAUAUUAAAGAAUCUCGCCCCACUGUUGUGGUUUUUCUUGUAUACCAAACCGUAUCGUUGUACUUGCGUAAGGUAAGACAGACAAAUCUUUCCCCGGGGCGAAAGUGUGAAUGCAUUUGUCUAAUGGAGGAAAAGGACUUCUCUUAGCCUUGAAAGUUGUAUCUAAACUUUUCCAAUAGUGAGUUAUCAUUGUCCCACCUAAGGGUUGAGCAGAAGUGAAUCUCUAUUUAACAUCUAUCAAUGCAUCAUAUCAUUAAGACAACGAUGCAAUUGACGUUGUCACGUCAACAAUGCAAUGACCUCGAAACGUCAACAUUUCAUUAUAUACAAAUUAUAACGGGCAGACAGGGUGAGAGAAAGAAUAAUUAAUCUUCAUUGGGCGGGAUGGAGAAUAAUUUGGGGAAAGACACCUAUGCUAGGUAUGAGAAAUCAUGAGCUGAAAACAGGGGAGUUCCGGCGAAAGUUGGGUGAUAUUCUUAAUCGAAGACUUGCAAAGUGCUUGGCUGUCAAGAAUCUUAUCCUAAGGGUUGAGAUUAUUAUUUUUUAUUUAUCAUACUCUGAAAGUACAGAAUGAUUAUUUCCCUAUCACCCCUGAAAAAGAAUGUAGUUUAUAUAAUAUGCCAAGCAAUAGCAUGACGUCGUUAGAUUUUUUCUCUCUCGAUAUGACGUCAUACGAUUGUGUAUCUAGUCUUCAACAUAUGUUUUGACAGAGAAAUCAUUCAAAAAACUGUUAAACAGAUAACUUUCCCCCCCCCCAAAAAAGAAUAACUUAAUUAUGAAUAUGUACACACUGUAUGGUCAGUGUUCUUGCAUCCUUUUAAAAACAUGUUACGUUCAUUAUCCCUCUUUGGAAACAUGUUUUGUUGUCAUAAUAUGUGGUCAAAUAAAAACACUGGAUACACAUGUACGAUGUUUGCGUUUUACGUC
This is a messenger RNA of Mizuhopecten yessoensis (Yesso scallop), 3469 nucleotides long. Its product is annotated as pyrroline-5-carboxylate reductase 2-like. Gene Ontology annotation, biological process: L-proline biosynthetic process. The transcript has 6 exons. The record is from RefSeq and is a predicted model, not a curated record. Bases 79 to 924 code for a protein of 281 amino acids. NCBI's taxonomy places the organism in Eukaryota, Metazoa, Mollusca, Bivalvia, Pectinida, Pectinidae. Gene Ontology annotation, molecular function: pyrroline-5-carboxylate reductase activity.